Pedinophyceae sp. YPF-701 is the source of this 411-nucleotide messenger RNA. The record is from the annotation of a GenBank genome assembly. NCBI's taxonomy places the organism in Eukaryota, Viridiplantae, Chlorophyta, Pedinophyceae.
AUGCUGCGCCGGCUAGCACAGACGGCGUGGGUGCACAGCGGACGGCCGGCAGCGUUCAACGCCGGCCGCGCUGCGUCCUCAGCCUUCCAAGACGCGGGCCUCGUGGCGAACAGCUCGAACACCAAGGGGGACCUCCGGAGCACCAGCGGCCUCGGCGUGGACGACGGCAUCACGUCGCACACGGACAAGUGGCUGGACCGAGGCAAAACGUCCCCCAUGGAGUACGUCGCCAAGAUUGCGCCGGUGGAGGUCAAGGGCAAGGGCGUCGCGGUGUGCUACGGCCACGAGGACCCAGCUCUGGGCCACGAGGUCGAGUACAUCAAGGUUCUAGGGCACACCGCGGAGAACCCCGCGGUGUGCAAGUACUGCCAGGCCAAGUUCUACCACGACGGGAAGAAGGUCGCGCACUGA